Molecule: messenger RNA, 363 nt
Organism: Rotaria sp. Silwood2
Lineage: Eukaryota; Metazoa; Rotifera; Eurotatoria; Philodinida; Philodinidae
Source: the annotation of a GenBank genome assembly
AUGAAAAAAGAAAAAACUGAAAUUGAUAAUGAUGAAUGGAAAUAUUUUAAAACAAUUGAUGGAACUAAUCGAUCAACAUUACAAUUGUUUGGAAAUAAAACUUAUCUUAUUUUACAGAAAUCUUUUGACCCAUGCUUCGAAUAUACAAUUAUUAUCGAUAUUUUUAUUGUCACUUUACUAUCAGUAAAUGAACAAAUAACAUUAAUUACAUUAAAUUCACAAACUAAAAUUUCUCUUACAUACGAUAAUCAUCUUUGUCUAUCAAUUGAUUAUGAAACAAAUAUGAAAACUGAAUCAAUGCUCAACUUCGAUAACUAUGUACGUUUGCUUAUUUCAGUUCAAGAAAAAUCAAUGAAAAUUUAG